Molecule: messenger RNA, 1497 nt
Organism: Telopea speciosissima
Lineage: Eukaryota; Viridiplantae; Streptophyta; Magnoliopsida; Proteales; Proteaceae
Product: UDP-glycosyltransferase 92A1
Exons: 1
Coding region: 31-1467 (478 amino acids)
Molecular function (GO): UDP-glycosyltransferase activity
Source: RefSeq, a predicted model, not a curated record
AAGGGUCGGAAGUCAAGUUGCAGAGAAAAAAUGGCGCAGAAGGAAGAAAAUGUGGUGAUCUUUCCGUUCAUGGCGCAAGGUCAUAUGAUCCCUUUCCUGUCUCUGGCUCUCCAGAUAGAGCAAAAGAAAGGCUACACGGUGACCUUCGUCAACACCCCACUUAACAUAGAAAAGCUCCGCCAUUCUCUCCCUCCGACCUCCACCAUCCGCUUCGUCUCCCUCCCUUUCUCAGCCGCCGAACAUGAUCUUCCUCCCGAAGCAGAGAACACCGACGUCCUUCCAUACCCACUCAUCGUCCGCCUCUUCCAUGCAUCCCUCUCCCUUAAACCUUCCUUCACCCAACUCAUCUCCGAACUCUCCCCUCUCUGCAUCAUCGCCGACAUGUUCUUCGGCUGGACUGCCGAGGUUGCUAACCAAUUCGGAGUCUUCCAUUCCAUCUUCAACGCCGGUGGUGCCUACGGCAUGGCCCUCUACCGCUCCGUCUGGUUACACCUCCCUCACUGCAACACCGAUUCCGAUGAGUUCUCACUUCCUGACCUCCCCGAAAUCUCCCCAAUCCACCGCUCCCAGCUCUCCAACAACGUCAAGUACGCAAAUGGUACCGAUCCAUGGUCUGUAUUCAUCCAGGGACAAGUUCGAUUGUGGUUCUCCUCUGAUGGGCUCUUGUUCAACACAGUGGGGGGCAUAGAUCAGACUGGUUUAAGCUAUUUCAGAAGGAAAAAAACCGGAAUUCCUGUUUGGGCAAUCGGCCCAACUAGUUCCCCGUUAACAAAGAAAGCCGGAAACGAUCGUAAUCGCUGCAUCGAUUGGCUUGAUACAUGUCCCCAAGAUUCUGUUCUGUACGUGUCAUUUGGGUCUCAGAACACAAUCUCUGCUACCCAAAUGAUGGAAUUGGCUAAAGCUUUGGAGUUGAGCGGCAAAAAUUUCAUCUGGGUCGUAAGGCCUCCGAUCGAAUUCGACAUAAAUUUAGAGUUCACAGCAGAAAAAUGGUUGCCGGAGGGGUUUGAGGAUCGGAUCAAAGAGCAAAACAGAGGAUUGUUGGUGCGUAAAUGGGCACCACAGGUGGAGAUUCUGUCUCACAAGUCGACCAGAGCUUUUAUUAGUCACUGUGGUUGGAACUCUGUGCUGGAGAGUUUAAGCCAAGGAGUUCCGAUCUUGGCAUGGCCGAUUGGAGCUGAUCAGUUUUACAAUGCCAAAUUUUUGGAGGAAGAGGUGGGAGUUUGUGUUGAAAUGGCGAGAGGGAAUAGCAGUGAAGUCAAGCACGAGCACAUACUGAAAUUGAUUGAGCUUGUGAUGUGUGAGACAGAGAAAGGAGAGAAAAUGAAGAAGAGAGCUUGUGAGGUUAAGGAGAUAAUAAGGGAUGCCAUGAGGGAUGAGGAAAGCUACAGGGGUUCUUCUUUGAGAGCCAUGGAUGAAUUCUUUGAUGCAGCAAUAUCGAUGAAGACCAGGAAGGAGACCCAAGAAUAGACCUCCGAGGGUCAGAAAGUGGGGAAUGGU